AUGAGCAACGAAUACAAAACGAUUCUGCUCGUCAAGCAAAAGACAAAUAUCCUGGUUCCUAGCGUUCAUGCCAUGGAGCUCAGUCCCGAGAACGCAGUAAACGCGCAUUUUAUGUUAAUGGACUUCUUGAGGGGCAAUGGCGGCAUGGAUAUUGGUAUGGAGAUUCUGAAUGGCAACAAAAACCACGUCUUUGGGAAAAUAGCGGAAAGCUAG
Penicillium argentinense is the source of this 213-nucleotide messenger RNA. RefSeq lists its product as uncharacterized. The record is from RefSeq and is a predicted model, not a curated record. NCBI's taxonomy places the organism in Eukaryota, Fungi, Ascomycota, Eurotiomycetes, Eurotiales, Aspergillaceae. The transcript has a single exon. The coding region runs from base 1 to 213 and encodes 70 amino acids.